CGUAGCGCUUACUAGGCACCGGUACUUGGCGGGGAACUGGGGCGGAGAAGGUACCAAUACGGGAUGCGAGUCAUCAGGACCCUGCCCUUCCUUCUAUCAUGCGUCUCUUGCAGAAAACGAUUUACACUCGGGGUACUUGUUCCUGUGUUUCUGGUGAUGUGACAUUUUUGAUAUGUCAUUUUUGUCAUUUCUCGUCCUCUUCUCGCUUGCUCCUAGGCCGGGUUAGAUGAUGACUGACAGUCAGCGCCAAACUCAGAUGACCUCACCAGAGCUAUAGUUUGUAUACAAAGAGGGAAGAGCGAAGAGGGGAAUGUGUACAUACAAUGACUCGGUAUCUUACUGCCGUCCCAGUCACUACUACUACUACUACUAUUCCCGUUCCGUUCGUUAUGUUCACUUAUAUCAGGCCACCUCGGACAAUCUAUUUAUCCGACACACUGCGCACGUGAUAUCGGGAUGUCCACUUCCCGAAAUUCGGCUCUAACAUUCAGGAACAUAUCCAUGGAUACAGAUACCACCCAAUGACCAAUUCCAUAAUUGUUGAUGGCUACUGUGGUAUACCUUUGUGUCUAGCGACGUUAACUUAUCUCACCGCUCAUACGGGGAGCACCCGAACUCUACAAAAUCCCUACCAGGAUGGCUCCCGGGCGCCUUUAUUCGUAUUUCCCUAGGGCUAUAAGCCGGAGGGUCAUACCAAGGGCUCAAUUGACCGGUCUACCAAAAAAUCAAUUAUGUAGAAUAUCAAAUGGGUCGAAGCCGCGACCCAACGAACGGGACACCGUUUGGAGACCAUAUCUCCGAAUCAGCGUUGGCGUAGUCUUCAUAGGAGCUAUGAUUUACUCAAUGGUAACCGACGAUAAUGAAACAAACCUCGACGCCCCCACAAUAGCCGAGUUAGAUGAAGCAACCAAACGUGACACCUCCAUCACCGAAUCCUCCCCAAUGCGUCUCCGGAUGGAGAAGCUGAUAAAGGAACACCAGCAGAAGAUCGUGGAUGAACUGUCCAGGAUAGACGGCAAAUCGUUCAAGGCGGACACAUGGACCCGGCCCAAUGGCGGCGGCGGCAUCUCCUGCGUACUGCAGGACGGCAACGUUUUCGAAAAGGCCGGCGUCAACGUCUCAGUCGUUUACGGCAAAUUGCCCCGCCCGGCCAUCGAAAAGAUGCGUGCAGACCACAAGUCCUUCGUCGCCGCCGACGUCGAUUCCCUAGACUUCUUCGCGGCAGGCCUGUCCCUCGUCCUGCACCCCAAAAACCCCAUGGCGCCCACCGUGCACCUCAACUACCGCUACUUCGAGACCGCAGACCCCAAGAACCCGCUCAGCGGCGACAAGAAUUGGUGGUUUGGCGGCGGGACGGACCUGACGCCCUCGUACCUAUUCCCAGAGGACUGCGAACACUUCCACAAAACUAUCAAGGACGUCUGCGACAAGCAUGACGGCACAUAUUACCCGCGCUUCAAGAAAUGGUGCGACGAGUACUUCUACAUCCCCCACCGCGGCGAAGCGCGCGGCGUCGGCGGCAUCUUCUUCGACGACCUCGAUGCCGAAUUCUUCGCCCAAUCUUCCCGUUCCCAAUCCCACAUCAAUUCACAAGCCCACUCCCACUCCCACUCCCACGCCUCCUCACAAAACGCCCAGGAAGCCAUAUUCUCCUUCGUCACAGACGCCCUCACCUCCUUCCUCCCCUCGUACGUCCCCAUCAUCGAAAGGCGCAAGGACAUGCCCUUCACCCCCGCACAGAAGGAGUGGCAACAACUCCGUCGUGGGCGGUAUGUGGAAUUUAACCUCGUGUAUGACCGCGGCACGAGCUUUGGGCUACGCACGCCCGGUGCGCGUGUGGAGAGUAUAUUGAUGAGUCUGCCGCGGACGGCGGAGUGGAAGUAUAUGGAUCCCGUUUCCGGGACGAGGAUUGACGAUGGUACCUCGAGGGGUCCUAGAGGGGAUGACGAAGGGGAAGCGGGCGAUGGUGACGAUAAGGUGAAGGAGAGGGAGUUGAUGGAGGUGUUGAAGAAUCCGAGGCGGUGGGUUUAAGCUAGGGAUAAUUUUAUCCCCGUUCUCUCUUUUUUGUGGUGUGUCUGGAGUGGUGUUGUUGAUAUGCUAGACCAAUGGGUUCCUCGGCUCCUUUUUUUCUCCGCUUUUUACACUCCGCCCUCAAGGGUAUACUAUACAAUUGCAGUUGCAGUUGCUCAUGGCUUGUCACCACUCACCCCGAUAUAAAAGAAGAAAGACUAAAAUCUAGAGAGAGAAAUAUUCAUGUACAGUACAAUAUGAAAGCUAUCAAAUGAGGCUUUUUGGGACAAAUAUAAAAAUGUAGGAUAUGAUUGUGUGAGGGAAUUUUCCACAUUGCCCUUGGUGUUUGGCUAUGUUUUCAAUCUUCAUUCACUAUAGCAUAGCAGUAUAUACCGACACAGAUGCAAACUUGUAUAUAUCAAGCCGAAAAACCGAGAUCUCUAAUUGUAAACAAAGAUAUGAGAGGUUUAUGAUACUGAAUUUUGGAGUGCUGGAAUCUUGAAUGUAAAAAGCGCCCAAGGCAUUCUUUGCCUGUCUGUAUAUCAGUGAAACCAACCCCAAAAGCUACAUCAAGGGACAGAAGAAAACAGGAAGGUGGUAAAUGCCUGAAGAAAAUUCUAGUAAGAAUGGAAGGGGGUAUAUAAAUAAGUAGCUCUAGGUGUAGAACACGAUGCAAGCAUGUUCUAAAUGUAAGGGAAACAAACACAAAAAUGAGAUUAUAUAACGAAUGGGGCUAGGAGUGCCAGUAGGUUGCAGUGGUUUCUUUGAACGGAUGAGGGUCACAAAAAAAAUACGAUUUC
Messenger RNA from Blastomyces dermatitidis ER-3, 2810 nucleotides. RefSeq names its product coproporphyrinogen III oxidase. Lineage: Eukaryota; Fungi; Ascomycota; Eurotiomycetes; Onygenales; Ajellomycetaceae. Gene Ontology annotation, cellular component: mitochondrial intermembrane space; cytoplasm. The record is from RefSeq and is a predicted model, not a curated record. The coding region runs from base 637 to 2031 and encodes 464 amino acids. Gene Ontology annotation, molecular function: coproporphyrinogen oxidase activity. The transcript has 2 exons.